CUUUGGCAGGGCUGUGAGACGUGCAGUCAUCAGCAGGAGACAAAGUCAGUCUCAGAGCCACGAUUAUUCAGGGUGAUUUUUUUUCUUUAGGGUUUAGGAUGAUUUUUUUUCUUCCCUCCCAGCCAAUAAAAAGCUCUCACAGAGACACAUCUUCCCCUGCAGGAAGCAGGGCGGUCACUGCUCACGUUAGCAGGCUCCUCUUCUGAAGCAGUGGAGAUGGCAGCAGACUUCACCCGCAGCUUCGCCAUGCUUUGCUGUUUAGCGCUCUGGGGCUCCACCUGCACUUGUGAUGCUACGUACACACCACCACCUCAUUCAACCAUGAAUCCUGGCUUCCCGGUCCCAGUGAAUACCAACAAUCCUGGCGUUCGCAAGGCAGCUCGCUUUGGGGUUUACCAAUUCAACAACAGUUCCAACGACCUAUUUCUGUUUAAAGAAUGGCAAAUAAACAAAGCUAUGGUGCAGAUUGUCAGAGGUCUGAAAUACAUGCUCCACGUGGAAAUUGGCCGCACAGUGUGUGAGAAGAGGGGGUACUCCAACCUGGACGACUGUCACUUCCAGAGGAAGAAAAAUCUGCAACAGAUACUGAAAUGCUAUUUUGAGGUCUGGAUGACACCUUGGUUGCAUAAAGCAGAUGUCCCUGUUGCUCUCUGUCACUGACCCAACUUCUGUCAUCAUUUCGUCAUGAUUUUCAGAGGAUCUACCACCCAUGAGUUUUUCCUUGUCUGGACUUCGAGGCCAAAACUGCGGUGGGGAGCAGCUGCAUAGAAUGACCAUAAAACCUCCCUCCAAGGUUGUUGGUUUCCCCCGCACCUCUAAGGAAGAUGCUCAAGAUCUGAGUGACAAAGACUUGCACUGACUGCAUUUAUUGCUAUCCAGCUGUGUAUCUCUUUUUCUAAAACUAAACAGCAGAUGAGAACAUGUUGUCAUUUGUUCACCAGAGAGCGAUUCACUCUUUUUGGCUGAGAUUUCCAAGGAGUGCAAACAGGCCCAGGAAGGUCUGUUGGACUGCUUUGUUCUAUGAUGAAUCUUCAUACAACCAUGAUAUAAAAAGCCUAAACCACAGCACACACAACUUCAACACUGUGGAAAGCUUUACAGUGAGACAGUAUGCAUGGGGAUACACACACAUACAUACACACAAAGUCUUGAGGGUCUGCAGUACCAGAUAGAAGCUUAGAUACUUUUGCCAGGAAUGCACAAGGUAGAAGUUUUCUUUCCUCAAGACAUGAGUAUGGAUAAACCUGUCUUAAGACACAACCACAACUCAGAAAUGGCACAGUCUGAAUAGAGUUUCUAUUUUCAUCAAAAGCUCUACUCCAGGAGGGCAUCAUUGCAAAUGCUAAGAAAAAUAAACAAUCAUUUCCC
This is a messenger RNA of Gallus gallus (chicken), 1368 nucleotides long. RefSeq names its product cystatin F (gene CST7). The record is from RefSeq and is marked validated. Bases 217 to 660 code for a protein of 147 amino acids. Gene Ontology annotation, biological process: immune response; negative regulation of microglial cell activation; positive regulation of myelination. Gene Ontology annotation, molecular function: cysteine-type endopeptidase inhibitor activity. The transcript is spliced from 4 exons. Gene Ontology annotation, cellular component: lysosome; endoplasmic reticulum; Golgi apparatus. NCBI's taxonomy places the organism in Eukaryota, Metazoa, Chordata, Aves, Galliformes, Phasianidae.